Messenger RNA from Cryptomeria japonica (Japanese cedar), 441 nucleotides. RefSeq lists its product as uncharacterized. Gene Ontology annotation, cellular component: ribosome. Gene Ontology annotation, molecular function: structural constituent of ribosome. The transcript is spliced from 2 exons. Lineage: Eukaryota; Viridiplantae; Streptophyta; Pinopsida; Cupressales; Cupressaceae. The record is from RefSeq and is a predicted model, not a curated record. Bases 3 to 239 code for a protein of 78 amino acids. Gene Ontology annotation, biological process: translation.
UCAUGAAGGUGAGGGCAUCAGUGAAGAAGUUAUGUGAGUUCUGCAGAUCUGUGAGACGCCGUGGUAAGGUUUAUAUUUUGUGCUCGUCCAAUCCUAAACACAAGCAGCGGCAAGGGAUGUCAACUCUGGCAUAUGAAGGUCUACCAUCUCCUCCGCCUUUGGAAGGUAGCUUAAAGAAAGAAAGCUUUGGUGCUGAAAAUGGCGGUAUAGGUCUAGCUUCAAUUCUUUCAAAUUCAUGAAUGAUGUCCUUUUGGCUUUCUAAUUUGAGCAGAGCUGAUGUAAUCGAGAAUCAUAUCAAGGGAAUGACAGAUUAAGUGAUCAAAUAUGUUUCGAAGUUGUUAACAUUGGUGAAGCCAUAUAAUGCAAUCAUGGUCAUUAUACACUAUGUUUGGCUUGUAAUCAUGCAUAAAUAAUAAAUCUGUUCUAGAAAUUUACCAUCUC